Cynoglossus semilaevis (tongue sole) is the source of this 993-nucleotide messenger RNA. RefSeq names its product mitochondrial pyruvate carrier 1 (gene mpc1). Gene Ontology annotation, cellular component: mitochondrial inner membrane. Lineage: Eukaryota; Metazoa; Chordata; Actinopteri; Pleuronectiformes; Cynoglossidae. Gene Ontology annotation, biological process: pyruvate import into mitochondria. The record is from RefSeq and is a predicted model, not a curated record. Bases 155 to 523 code for a protein of 122 amino acids. The transcript is spliced from 4 exons.
CGGUGUUGCGACAGUGUCGUAAAGCGCCAGUGUUUGAUGGAUGGAAAUUUGACCGGUCUUCGUCCUCUGUGAAGCAGUAAUUUCGUCGCCCUUCAGAGCUGCUACGGUUGUCAUUCUUUUUUCGACUCAACUUACAUCGUCCUUACUGUUCACCAUGGCCAGCACUAUUGCCAGAAAAGCUAUCGAUCACCUCAGGAGCAAAGAGUUCCGGGAUUAUUUAACGAGCACGCAUUUCUGGGGGCCCAUAGCGAACUGGGGUCUCCCCAUCGCUGCCAUCGCGGAUAUGAAGAAGAGCCCUGAGAUUAUCAGCGGCAGGAUGACCUUUGGUGAGACGAUCACUCCUGAACUCAUGCAGACAGAACCUAUACAGUACAUGCUGCACGCUACAGUAUAUGCACACCCUUAUCUUUUUUUCCAUUACCAUAAGUAUAUACCGUGCCCUUUCCCUCAGGGCACUCAGGGUGAUUUUCAGUUUAACACAAAGACUUCGAGGAAACCGGAAGUCAGUAACACAAAUGUUUGAUUUCGCUUAAUGUUUGUGACACUUGCAAAAAAAACAAUAGAAAAUAUUGAACCCUGCCUGUUUAGCAACUCCUGUUGGAGUUUUUCAGCCCAGAGAGACUGUUUAGUUUGCUUGCUAACAGCACACGUGUACAGUGAGUAGCUGUAGUGUGAAUGUUUUUAACAGAGUAUUUACAUCUAUGAAUUCCUGAGCGUAAACAUCGUACAGGAGUUACGACUCUUCAGGCUUCACUAGCUGCUCCUGUGUCUCUUCAGAACAAAAACAUAACCAACAUAACUAAAAGUGGUUUCACGGAUCAAAGGGCAGUGUGUUUAGAUGUUUGGACUUUGGACAACUAGAGACAGCCCUACGCAAUACUGGAUAGGAUUGGGUUUUUUUAUGUUUCUCUGUAGUAGUCGUACCAAUGUAGUCAAGGUUAUUGGUUUAUUCAAGUUUUCUGAAUUUGAUUGUAGUAAUCAUUCGGGGAGCCG